AUGGAUCUAGCACAGACCCUCCUGCGAUCUGUAGUUCGCGCCUUUUACGACCCCAAGGAGGUGGACACGAGGCACAUCGUUAUUGUCGAUGCACUCAUAACCCACUCAGCCUUGCGUGAUGACGACCUGUCGUACCUGAUGGCGCAAAACACCAAGGACAUGACCAAGAUCUGCGCCAAUCUACAAGCCGACCGCUUCAUACAUCAACAUGUACGGGCAGAACUGCGCGAGGGUCAGCAGAAGGCCACAUCGCGUAGAUACUACUACAUCGACUAUCGACAGGCAAUUGAUGCCAUUAAGUGGAGGGUCUACCACAUCGAUAAGUCUGUGCAGGGUAACGCUGUUCCAACGGCGGAGAAGAAGGAGUACUUCUGCACAUUCUGCCAGUCAGACUGGACUGCCAUGGAUGUUCUCGACAACAGCAGUGACAAAGGUUUCCUGUGCCAUCGUUGUGGUAGUGUUCUUGUUCACGACCCGGAGCGCCAGUCGGGUGGACAUGAGCAGUCGACGCGCCUGAACAACCAGCUCAGAUUUAUCACGGAUCUCCUUCCACAGCUAGAUAGUGUCGAGAUCCCCAAUAACACAUUUGAGAUAGCCUUGGGAGCAGCCCGGCCUGUCAUACGGGACGCCACCAACCAGGUCGCACCUUCUGUGGUGGUGGAAUCCACAGAUAAGCCGACGGCGGUGCGUGGAAUGACUGACACAGGCCCCAAGAGUAUCGCCAUUAGUAUUACUGCCGCCGACGGCCCUAGCGAGGCGGAGAAGGAUGCCGAGAAGGCUCGUAAAGAGAAAAUUGCUCAUCAAAAUGCUCUUCCUUCGUGGCAUACUACAAGCACCGUUACUGGUAUAUCCUACGAUGACACCACUAGUAAUAACGUGCCGGGCAUGACAAUCGAGGAUAAAAAGCCUGACGCCAGCUUGCUAGAUGCGCAGGAAGACGAAGACAUGACGGCUGUAUUCGAAAAGAUCAGGCAGGAGCAAGAAGCCGAGGCUGCGCGUAAAGCCGCACUAGCCGACGAAGACGACGAAGAAGAAGAAGAAGACGACGAAGAAGAAGAGUUUGAAGAUGCAAUCCCCGCAGCUGCAAGCACAAAUAACAGCUUCGUUGGCGAGAAGCGAGCGGUGUCUAGUGUUGACACAAGCGCUGCUGCGACUCCUGCGUCAGGUGACGAUAGACCUUCCAAGAAGGUCAAGGUUGAAGAGCCAGCAGACGACGAUGAAAGCGACGAUGAGGAUAUGGCAUUCGAGGACGUUUAA
Truncatella angustata is the source of this 1257-nucleotide messenger RNA. RefSeq lists its product as uncharacterized. The transcript has a single exon. Gene Ontology annotation, biological process: transcription initiation at RNA polymerase II promoter; transcription open complex formation at RNA polymerase II promoter. The record is from RefSeq and is a predicted model, not a curated record. Lineage: Eukaryota; Fungi; Ascomycota; Sordariomycetes; Amphisphaeriales; Sporocadaceae. Bases 1 to 1257 code for a protein of 418 amino acids. Gene Ontology annotation, cellular component: transcription factor TFIIE complex.